Molecule: messenger RNA, 1782 nt
Organism: Chenopodium quinoa (quinoa)
Lineage: Eukaryota; Viridiplantae; Streptophyta; Magnoliopsida; Caryophyllales; Amaranthaceae
Product: lysine histidine transporter 2-like
Exons: 7
Coding region: 189-1526 (445 amino acids)
Cellular component (GO): plasma membrane
Source: RefSeq, a predicted model, not a curated record
UGUAUCUUAAAAAUAACUAUAAAAACCAUCAACUCACACUCUAAAGGAGUCAUAGAGUAGCUAGGAAACAAACUCUUUGGUGGUUAGGAGACACAAAUAUUUUGCAUAAAUACUGAAAACUAUACUAAAAAAAAAAUAUCAUAAAAGCAAACUAGAGAGAAAAAUAAGAAACUAUCAAAAAAUUUAGCAUGGAGGUAGUGAAGAAAGAAAAUGGUGAGACAGUAAAGAAGGAAAAUGGUGAGAGUGACAAAAGCAUCAACGAUUGGCUUCCGAUAACGGCAAACCGUGAGGGGAAGUGGUGGUACGCUGCAAUUCACAAUGUGACUGGUAUGGUUGGUGCUGGUAUUCUCGGUUUACCAUACGCUAUGUCUCAACUUGGAUGGGGUCCGGGUGUGACAAUAUUAUUAUUGUCAUGGGCUAUAACACUAUAUACCCUAUGGCAAAUGAUCGAAAUGCAUGAGGUUGUCCCUGGUAAAAGGUUUGAUCGAUAUCACGAGUUGGGACAGUACGCGUUUGGAGAAAAACUCGGGCUAUGGCUCGUUGUUCCCCAACAGUUUAUGGUUCAGGCUGGGUGUGACAUUGUGUAUAUGGUCACCGGAGGGACUUCGCUAAUGAAAUUUUAUAACAUGGUUUCUCCUAAUGGACCGCGGAUCAAACUUACCUAUUUUAUUAUGAUUUAUGCGUCUGUUCAAUUUUUCCUGUCCAACUUACCAAAUUUCAACUCUAUUGCUGGUGUCUCCUCAGCUGCUGCUAUUAUGUCUCUCUGUUAUUCAGCCAUCGCAUGGAUAGCUUCAACUAUAAAAGGAAUACAACCCGACACGAGUUAUGGACCUAGAUAUCACACUAGCGCCGGACAGAUAUUUGGUUUUUUGAGUGGUUUAGGGACGGUUGCAUUUGCUUUUUCUGGGCACAAUAUAGUGUUGGAGAUUCAAGCAACAAUUCCUUCAACUCCGCAAAAACCUUCUAAAAUAGCCAUGUGGAAAGGAUCUCUCCUCGCUUAUAUAAUUGUAGGAUUGUGUUAUUUUCCGGUGGCUUUUGUUGGUUAUCUAGUGUUCGGCAGGCUUGUUGAGGAUAAUGUUAUGAUGUCUCUUGAGAAGCCUAUUUGGCUUAUUGCCGUUGCUAACCUAUUUGUUGUCAUACAUGUUAUUGGGAGCUAUCAAGUUUUCGCAAUGCCAAUUUUUGACAUGCUUGAAUCUUUUUUGGUGUUGAAAAUGAAAUGCAAACCUGGUAGAAUGCUUCGUCUUAUAACUCGUUCUACUUAUGUCGGAAUUACUAUGUUCAUAGGCAUAGCAUUUCCAUUUUUUGGCUCUCUCUUGAGUGUGUUGGGAGGAAUUGCUUUUGCACCAACAUCAUUUUAUCUUCCUUGCAUAAUAUGGUUAAUAAUAUGCAAACCAAAAAAAUACAGUGCAUCAUGGUUCUUUAAUUGGGCAUUCAUCAUUUUUGGCGCAUCGCUGACGAUUUUAGCUCCUAUAGGAGCUAUAAGAGACAUAAUCGCUCAAUGUGAUACCUACAAAUUCUUCUCCUGAUCAACCGUUUUUUAUGAGGAGUGAUUGGGGUGAUGAUAUAUAUUGAUCAUAGGUUUUGAUCCGAUCAUUUUUUAAAGCGGGUCAUCUAUGGUUGUUAGUAAAUUUAUGUGAACUGUUAUUAUGAACUAUUGUUUAGACUUUUUCUCGUAGACAAACAAUAUAUAUUAUGUAUAUAUGUUUAAUAAAAUUAAACCAUGAAUUAUGGGUUCUAUAUUAUAUACUAUAGUCAUUAUCGUAUAGAACACUUGUCAUAAUA